AUGGCAGUUGUACACAGUUGUUCUGGCUUCGCCAAGACAUGGGGCUACGACGCCGAAUUGGCGAAAGUCAUCGUGUUGGCGAGCAGCGCCUCCAUGGCCCUGAGCUUUGAUGCGGACGCCCAGGAAGUUCGGUUCCAGAUCCAACCGCUGAGCGAGGAAGAGUGCCAGCAGGAGGAGGUCCAGACGUUCCUCAAGCACCACGGUGGAGCCGUCGCCGUCGAGCACAAGUCGGAACUCCUCCACCUCUCCGGCGGCAACGUGGGCAAGUUGGAGGACCUGGCGCAGGCCUUGCGGACCAAGACCUUCGAGGAGGUCCGGCUCGAAACCAUCAGCGCGCAGGAGGAGGAGAUCCUGCGCUUCUUCGGCAUCGAUGCGCAGGGCGGCUUCGGCCCAGAAAAGGUCCUGGCUGCCAAGGAGGUGGCCCGCCGCGUGGCGGACGCCCCCUUUGAGCAGUGCGUAAGGUCCGUGGACUUCGCUGACCGUUUCACCAGCAAGCAUCUGGCACAGGCGGUGAAGGCUCAAGGUGCCCACUGCAUCUAUGUCAAGGCCACCACUAAGGCGGCUGAGCGGUUUUGUGCAGCGUCGCCAUCCGUGCACGCUCUGCUCAAGCAGAAGACCGAUGCGCUUGAAGCCAACACGAAGCCCAAACGCCGAGGAAUGUUUUGA
Molecule: messenger RNA, 666 nt
Organism: Effrenium voratum
Lineage: Eukaryota; Dinophyceae; Suessiales; Symbiodiniaceae
Source: the annotation of a GenBank genome assembly